Molecule: messenger RNA, 1296 nt
Organism: Syzygium oleosum
Lineage: Eukaryota; Viridiplantae; Streptophyta; Magnoliopsida; Myrtales; Myrtaceae
Exons: 2
Coding region: 232-1296 (354 amino acids)
Source: RefSeq, a predicted model, not a curated record
UCGAUGAUAACACACCUCUUCUCAAGAGGAAAUCUGAUCCGGUGCAAGGUAUCCAUUUAUUGCAGUCUUUUCUUUUUCAUAUAAUUUCCACAUUACUUUUUAACCCUGAUACUUGUUCUUACAGGGUCUCCAUCAUCUAGUCAGUCUAUCGAGAACGCAGAUGAAGAACCACUUGCUGCGUUGAUCAAAAGAAAAUGUCUCAACCCUUCAACUACAUCAGCCUCCUCUUCUAUGGCCACUAUCAAUUCUGUGGAGGCUUCGGGUUCUCAGAUCAAUCUCACCCAACCUGAAGACAAUUCAAACGGAUCUUUAAACGAUUUGGUACCACCAAUCUUAGCAACUUCAGACCUUGGGACAACUGCCAGUACUCAACCCAUCGAUAGCCACAUCACACUUGGUUCCCCUGUCCACUUUACUGAAGUCAGUCCUUCUAGUUCAACUUUAUCCCUGGCCACUGCUCUUAUCCCAGUACAGAGUGCUGCCGUUCCUUCGACACAACCUUCUUCGAGCCAUUCACUUCCUUAUGCCGAGGAAAGAAAUUCUCCACAAUCUCUCUUGAAAACUAGGCGCAUGCUAGACGAGGCUUCUCACAUACUGGGUUUCACUUCAAAUGUAGCUUCCCCAAGGCAGAUGGCCAUUGAAAAGGUCAGAGAUAAACUAUUGCGACUUCUAGACCUUUCUAGUGGGGGUUUUCCUAUGCUUCUGUGCAAUCAGACAGCUUUUGAUCGACUGAAAUUUCUGCUCGAUGAGCUGUGUAGUGCUAAACCUAGUGAAAUAUUGCCUCCUGAGUUGAAGGCUAAACUUGAUGAUUUCUCAAAGGCUUUUGUCAGCAGGAUAGAGUCUUAUCAACAUAAUUAUGACCUAAUUAUAUCUUUAACUCUUUCUGAUCAACCUUAUCCUGAGAAUAAUCAAGUCAUAAACGAGCUCAGUCAUACUGUAAAGGAAAGGAAAACUAACCUUCACGCCUUGGUCGAAGAAAUAUCUGGACUCGAUGAGGAAGAAAUUCUUCUUGAGAAGCAGAAAGUGGAGAUUGAACAAAAGCUGGCCUUUUUUCGAGAUACUCGAAAAUUCAAACACACACAGAGGCUUCAACUGGAGAUGGACUUUGACAAAGAUAUUACCAUUCUCAAAGAACUUAAGCAGACUGAGCAUCAACGUCGACUGGCAGCCGAAGCUGAAAAUCGACGUACCAAAAACAAAUGUAUAACUGAGAAUGGUCAAUUUGAUCGUAGUAUGUUGUCCCUCCAGAGUGAUGUAAAGAAACUGUUGUUCCCCAAGAAAAAUUCUAAUCAAUAA